Molecule: messenger RNA, 694 nt
Organism: Pygoscelis adeliae (Adelie penguin)
Lineage: Eukaryota; Metazoa; Chordata; Aves; Sphenisciformes; Spheniscidae
Gene: CD3E
Product: CD3e molecule, epsilon (CD3-TCR complex)
Exons: 8
Coding region: 121-663 (180 amino acids)
Biological process (GO): positive thymic T cell selection; cell surface receptor signaling pathway
Cellular component (GO): membrane; external side of plasma membrane; alpha-beta T cell receptor complex
Molecular function (GO): transmembrane signaling receptor activity
Source: RefSeq, a predicted model, not a curated record
UUAUUUUAUCAUAGGUGUUCCGUGUCUUUCUUGGCUGCUUGCAGGUUUCACUGGAAACACCAGCCUCAGUGAUGCCAAUCUGAUGUGGUAGAGAAGAGCAAGAGGAGGAGGAACACAAGGAUGAGGUUGGAGAGGUCCUUGCCUCUCCUGGGACUCCUGCUGUGUGCGGUUGGCACCGCAGCUCAGCAGGACGAUACCGAAGCAGAGGAGGAAUUCCUGGUGGAGAUUUCCGGAACUACGGUGACAAUCACGUGUCCCUUGACUGGAAGCAACAUAGUCUGGAGCUCACCUGGGAGAAAAUCAGACGACGCGAGGAAGUACAUUAUAGAGAAUCACGACAGCUCCCCUGUCAACGUGACUUGUUCGUCAGCUGGGAAGACGUAUGAACUGUACCUGAAUGCCAGAGUGUGUGCAAACUGUGAGGAGCUGGAUGCCUUGGCAGUGACGGGGAUCAUCACUGCGGAUCUUCUCAUCACCUUAGGGGUGCUGAUUCUGGUCUAUUACUUCAGCAAAGACAGGAAGGGGAGAGCGAGCGCUAGUGCUGGCAGUCGGCCACGAGGUCAGAAGAUGCAGCGUCCUCCCCCCGUUCCAAACCCGGACUAUGAGCCCAUCAGGAAGGGCCAGCGGGAAGUGUAUGCAGGCCUGGAAUCCAGGGGCUUCUGAAAUUCCCACGGAUGACAGGCUGGAAAACAGC